This is a messenger RNA of Magallana angulata, 3597 nucleotides long. Its product is annotated as gliomedin-like. Lineage: Eukaryota; Metazoa; Mollusca; Bivalvia; Ostreida; Ostreidae. Gene Ontology annotation, biological process: signal transduction. The record is from RefSeq and is a predicted model, not a curated record. The transcript has 16 exons. The coding region runs from base 235 to 2295 and encodes 686 amino acids.
GGGGAACUGGAAUGAUAAAAUCAUAAACGUUUGAUCCGCAAGAUACAAAUACGUUGGCCUUUUAACGAUGUUAUAUUGGAUUUCUCUGCAUGUGCACUAUGACAGACAAUAGUUUAUCGAAACCCAUUAGUGAAAUGGCGUUGAACGGAUAGGACUCACCUAUUACAUUAUAUUUUUGCCGUCAGUUCGUGCGUGAUUUUCCUGCCAUCUUCACAUGAAUGAACCCUCUACGCUAUGAUGCGGGCAAUGGAGACACACCGUGUGCUCUUCCACCUGAGAAUUAUCUACAUCCUCCUGUUUAUAUUGUCCGCAUUCAGCAUCGCUGCUCUGUGGGUUUCUCUUGAGGCAUAUUCCGGACUUAAACGCCUAGACAAGGUGAAGUGGAGAAUGUUUAGGUAUCCUAGCUAUAGAAAUAUAACUGAGGACGAAAUGCAAAGAGCCAAGCGGAACCACGUGGAACCACCGGAUAUGUUCCAGGACGUCACAUUUGCCGGACUUUCCUCCUCAGGCAUUGACUUGUAUCCAAUGUCAAUUGAACAAUUUUGCACGAGAGUCGUUUCUGACUGUGACCUACAAUUUCUGCAAGGAUUUCCUGGACCAAAAGGAGCCAAGGGAGAACCAGGCAUCGAUGGGAAAGGCAUCAAAGGUUGCAAAGGAGAAAAAGGGGAUGAAGGUUUGCCUGGAUUACCGGGAAAACGUGGAGAUAUAGGAUCGCAAGGUUUGCCAGGAAUCCAAGGCAUAUCUGGAGCAAAGGGCAAUAUGGGAGACCCCGGACCUGAGGGGCCUAUAGGCGAAAAGGGACAAAAAGGUGAGGUAGGAAAUCAAGGUAGUCGAGGCAUCCCAGGGCCGAAAGGGAACAGUGGAAUGAGCGGUCAAAGGGGAUUUCGUGGACCAAAGGGAGAUAUGGGAUUUCCCGGACAAAUGGGAUUUCCUGGACUAAAGGGAGAAAAGGGUUUUCCCGGUCAAGCGGGAUUUCCCGGACAAAAGGGAGAAAAGGGUUUUCCCGGUCAAGCGGGAUUUCCCGGACAAAAGGGAGAAAUGGGAUUUCCUGGACAUAAGGGAGUACCUGGAGAUGUAGGACCAAGAGGUCCUAUUGGAUUCAAAGGGGCAGCAGGUCUCAAAGGUGAAAGAGGAAUGGAAGGUCUCAAAGGUGAUAAAGGGAAUGAAGGUCCCAAAGGUGACAAAGGAAAUGAAGGUCCCAAAGGGGAAAGAGGGAUAGAAGGUUCUGUAGGAGAGAAGGGCGAUACAGGUUCUAAAGGUGAAGAUGGUAAACCCGGUCCUAAGGGUGACCGCGGAGAGAAGGGGACCCAAGGAGUAGCAUGGUCGCCUUCGUCAAAUGAAACGUGUCUUUGUUCUUGUUCAUACCUAGGAACGCCACCAACAACCAGCCCCGUCACGAUGAUACAGGAAGAGGACAUGACGACCGACAUCGUAGCCUGCACGCCAACGUCCACCACAACGAGCACUUCAACAACAACAACGACGACGACAACAACAACAACAACUCCCAUUCCAACAACGCCCAGGCCAAGGAAAAGUUAUUGCCUAAUAAAGAAAAUUGGAAUUCCAUUUUUUAAAAUGAAAACUGGGCCGGCUAAAGGGUGUUGGAUGAGGGAUCAGGUGGUGAAUUCGGAGCGGAUCUGGAUAGCGGAAGGUGUGAGUGGUCAAUUCUUAAAGGAGUACACGUCUUUAGAAAACACACAGGAAAUAACUGCGUACAACCUAACACAGUUCUAUUUUCAAGGAACAAAUCACAUUGUGUACAACGGCACAUUUUGUUAUCACUGGAAGGGAACGAUGAAGAUCGUGUGUUAUGAUAUGCGUUUGCAAUCCGUUGUCAUGGCAAGUGACGUAGAUGACUCAAAUUUUGAGGACGAUAGAACUUUGUAUAAGGGGAGCAACUCGUACUAUGAUUUAGAAGCAGAUGAUAAUGGUCUGUGGCUGAUUUUUUCCAAGAAGAACGAUUCUGUUUAUACGUAUGUGUUGCAAUUUUAUCCUGGUACUUUAAGAGAAUACAGACAGAUAAAAGUCCCCGUGAACUCGCGUCAAUAUGGUAACGGGUUUAUAUCCUGUGGAAUUUUGUACUUGGUAAAAAGUGCUUCAGUACAACGAACUACAAUUGACUUUGCUUAUGAUCUUUUCGAAAUGAAAACAAUACCAAUAUCAUUGGAUUUUAUCAAUCCGUUUGCAGAUAGUUCCAUGAUAAGUUUCUAUAAUAAUAGGAAUCCACGACUGAGUAGAAUCUUAGGCUGGGACGAUGGCAGGCAAAUUGACUACCAAAUACUUUUCGAGUAAACAUUAAUCCACACAUUCUAUAUGUUUUAAAGCAUAUCUAUUUUACAUUAAUUGUUGCAAUAAGAUUAUCUUAAUUUUAAAUGUAGUGUACAUCUCGUUAUGUUUAUUUCUUUUAUUCACAAAGACAUUUACUUGAAAUCAUAAUGAUUGGUUUAUGCAGAAUAAGGAAAAACACUUAAUUGGUUUUUCAGAAAUUGCUGUUGCAUGUAAUGUAUUUUCUCUUACGAAGAUUUUAUGAAUUAUGCAAAUAUAUAUCAUAUACAUGUAUAUUUAUGCACAAAACCCUUUUCAAUUCUAUUUCAUACAAUGCUUGUACUCUAAAAAGGCAGUGACUGUUAUUUUGCAUUGUUCUGUUUCGUUAUAAAUGCGGUGUGCAUCUUCAUUUCAAAUUAAAGUGGCGUUUUUUUCUUUGAUAGAGGUCAUAUACAAGUAUGCCGGAAAAAGAAAAAUUAAUGACCAAAGAGGGCUGGAUGGUCGCGGCAAUUUCAAACUAUCUGCGGAUCUAGAGGAGGGUCGGGUUCCGGACACCUGCCCCCUCCUGGAAAAUUCAAAUUUUCUAAAAGAAAAAAAUUCAAAUUUUACAUCUAAGAUAUUUUUUGACUUGACAAUAGUUGAAAACAAAAGCGAUAUACAUGUAAAUAUUUAAGGUAGAUCUGAUGGAUAGUUUGUUGACCGCCGAGCCUCCUCAAAGAUUUAGUGAUUUGAUUUUUCAUCCAGCUUUUGUUUUUGAAAAUGUUCCUUCACAGUAUUGUUUUAUCUGCGAGUAAAUGUUUUGUGUUACAAUAAAUUCAAGGUCGUAUGGGACAUCUCUAUAUAUGUUCUAUGGAAAUAAACUUAAAAAUCAAGUAUAAAAUAAAAGUUUUUUCCCCUAAAGUUAUACUUAAUUGCGUUGCGCAAUGGGUUAGAACGUUAACUACGAAUCAGUAAGUAAUGAGUUCGAAUCCCGCCGAUAUCUUUUUUUCUCGUUUUAGGAUACCACUCCCCCAUCGGAAAUCCUGGAGGAAUAAACUUAUAAAACAAAAUAUCGUUUAAUUGUGUUCAAAAUAAACUUUCAAAAUAAUUUUCACCCGUUGAAAAAAAUUAAACCGUCCUUUAUUUAUAUUUUUUGGUCAAUCAUUGUAAAAUUUGAAGAUUAUAUACAUGUAACUGAUGAAAGUAUUCUGAUAAUGAUUAUGUACUUUUAUCCACACUAAAAUUGACAGGUGUCCCAUACCACCUUAAAGAUUAUCUUGGUUUUCCAUUCAGAAAAAUAACCAUAAUUUGUUGAACAAAGUUGACUUGAUCAGAAAUAAAGCUUUCGGA